This is a messenger RNA of Tribolium castaneum (red flour beetle), 1099 nucleotides long. It is a transcript of the gene Fer1, whose product is annotated as 48 related 1. Gene Ontology annotation, molecular function: RNA polymerase II transcription regulatory region sequence-specific DNA binding; DNA-binding transcription factor activity, RNA polymerase II-specific; protein dimerization activity. The coding region runs from base 271 to 948 and encodes 225 amino acids. Lineage: Eukaryota; Metazoa; Arthropoda; Insecta; Coleoptera; Tenebrionidae. The record is from RefSeq and is a predicted model, not a curated record. The transcript is spliced from 3 exons. Gene Ontology annotation, biological process: developmental process; regulation of transcription by RNA polymerase II.
GUAUCCGCAAAGCUCAUUUAGAGCUCCGGAUAUUCAAUGUGUCCUUCGCCACUGCCAAAAAUCCGGGCACUCAGUCCGCGGAGACACGUGUCUCUUGUACAAACGACACGUGGCCAUACACGUGUCUUGUCAUAAAAUACAAAUUAAUUAAUUGAAUGUGAUGUGAUGCAUAAUUUAACAUGUGUAUCUUUCGUGAGGGUGCUUGUGUUAAAAUCGCGAUAGAGAAUUGUUUAUUCUAGUCAGAGUGUGAUUUUUGAAACGUGUGACAAGAUGUUUAAUAUGGAAAAUAUUGACGUUGAUCUCGUAAACCGGCAGUUCUUUUUCGAUUCUAGUCCUUUUAUUAACGGAACUGUUAGUAGCACUGGAAGUACAACAGGGUCAUCCAAUGGUAGUGAUUUGUUUUUAUAUGAUGAAAAUAGUAGUGACUCCGUCGGGUCUUCGUAUUCCUACAACAGUGACCAAGAAAACAGCUCCGGUUCCAAAGAGGGUCGUCUGCACCGCCACCGACGUCGAAACAAAUGCCCCCAACAGCAAAUUCAGCAGCGACAAGCGGCCAACCUUCGCGAAAGAAAACGAAUGCAAUCCAUCAACGAUGCCUUUGAAGGUUUACGCGCCCACAUACCCACCCUCCCCUACGAAAAACGCCUUUCCAAAGUAGACACCUUAAAAUUAGCCAUAGGAUAUAUAAAUUUUUUAAGCGAACUUGUCCGAACCGACAGGAACUCCAACACCGAUUGUUACAACGGUCACAAUCGCAACACCCAGAAGGACGAACCCAAAAAAGUCAUCGUGAGAGGAUCGGGCGGCUUGUACACGGCCCACUCCUUGUCCUGGUCCAGGACGAAAGAGCCCAACUCCAACGGGAUAAUGCACGCCAAAGUCUGGAUACCGGAAGACCCAAGAACGAAUAAGGACGGUAGCAGUUCUUCUUUCAAUCUCUCAGAUUGAACUUCCUUACUACCCACAUAUUAUUUUUUUAUGUUUCUUGUUACUGUUGCUCCUAUUUUUAUAUUCCUAACUAUUCCUAGUCCAAGCUAGUCACUAGUGUAAUACUCAAUAGAGAUUUUGUAAAUGAUUGUAAAUAAAAAUUAAAUAUUUA